Molecule: messenger RNA, 3572 nt
Organism: Zeugodacus cucurbitae (melon fly)
Lineage: Eukaryota; Metazoa; Arthropoda; Insecta; Diptera; Tephritidae
Exons: 12
Coding region: 239-3463 (1074 amino acids)
Molecular function (GO): iron ion binding; heme binding; monooxygenase activity
Source: RefSeq, a predicted model, not a curated record
CACUACAUAAGCUAUAUAUUGCAUUAUAUAUUCAUGCUGAUUAGAAUAUUCGCACUACUAAACAGCGAAUCGCCGAGCCAGUAAGCUUGCGAGUGUUGAAGCGAUCGGUGCUAUAUUUCUCUACGAACCAGUUUUGUUGAAGUAUCUUCGAAGUUGUUUGCACAUCAAAGUGUUUGUUUUAGUAUUUUCAUUUUUUUUUGUUAAAGUUUGAUCGAUUAAUAACAACAAAAUACUUAAAAUGUUAUCGCGUCAUUUAAUAAACUGCGAUGCAAUUGUCGGGCGUUCGUUGAGGUCAACGGCAUUAAGGGGCUAUGCAACAGCUGUGGCACAGACGCAGGUAAAUGAAGCAGCUACUGCCGCAAACAAUUGGGAAAAUGCGCGUCCAUAUUCAGAACUGCCAGGACCAAGCAAAUAUGAGAUUAUUCGUGGAUAUUUACCAGGAGGUGCUUACUAUAAAAAAACAUUUGUAGAAGCUAUGACAGAAAUGGCAGAAAAAUACGGCAAUGUCUAUAGAUUUCCAGCCAUGUUUGGCAGACCAGAAAUGAUUAUGGAUCUUAACCCAAAUGAUUAUCCAAUCAUAUUUCGAAAUGAGGGUAUUUGGCCAGAAAGGCGUACCUUCGAAACCUUCAUUUAUCAUCGCAGGGUCCAUAGAGAAGAUUUCUUUCGAGGCGUAGGUGGACUAUUGACCACGACCGGUGAAGAAUGGGCUAAAAUUCGAACCGCCGUAAAUCCGGUUCUAAUGCAACCCAAAAAUGCCAGAUUGUACUUAAACACACUACUGGAAGUCAAUGAUGAAUUUCUCGAAAGAAUACGUCACGUACGCGAUCCUUUGACACUCGAAGUUCCCGGCGACUUUCAUGAUGAUAUUAAUCGACUCACUUUAGAGGGCGUGGUAGGAAUAGCACUUAAUACCCGUUUAGGAAUGAUACACAAAAAUCGUGAUAAUCCGGAAAGCACACUGUUUCUGAAAGAAGUACGAAAUUUUUUCGAAUUGUCCGAAGAGGUUGAAAUAAAACCAUCAAUUUGGAAGAUAAUCAAAACACCAAAGUUUCAUAAAUUGAUGGCAACAUUGGAUACGCUCACUGCGCUGUGUAACAAGUAUAUAGAUGAGGCGUUAAAACAAAUUGAAUUGGAUAAUGAGGGGAAACUCACCUCAGAGGUGGGUAAGGAAAAGAGUGUGUUAGAGAAACUAUUGCGUAUUGAUCGCAAAAUCGCUGUGGUUAUGGCUCUCGAUAUGAUGAUGGCUGGUGUUGAUACAACUAGCUCCACUCUAGUGGGCAUAUUGUUUUGCAUCGCCAAAAAUCCCCACAAACAACAAAAGCUUUUCAAGGAACUCAAGAAUAUAUUGCCAAAUAAAGAUUCUCGUUUGACUACAGAGAAUAUGCAAAAUCUUCCAUAUCUGCGCGCCUGCAUUAAGGAAGGUAUGCGCUAUCAUCCCAUUAUUGCUGGCACAAUGCGUAAGCUGCCGACCGAUGUGGUAUUGAGUGGAUAUCGUAUACCAGCCGGUACUGAUGUUUCAGUUGGUUCCAAUUUGUUGUUGCGCAAUGAGAAACUCGUGGAAGAGCCAAAUAAAUAUAUACCAGAACGUUGGCUACGUAAUGACACCGAAGGUAAAAAAUAUCAACUCAACAAUCCGUUUAUAUUUCUUCCCUUCGGCUUUGGGCCGCGUAGUUGUGUAGGCAAACGUAUUGUGGACCUAGAACUGGAGGUCACUGUAGCGCGUUUGGUGCGCAAUUUCACGAUUGAAUUCAAUUAUUCAGCGGAAAAUGCUUUCAUACCGAAGCUCGUUUUCAGACCAGCUAUACCAUUGAAAUUCAAAUUCGAGGAAAGAAGGGAGUGGAAUUGUUGUUUUUUCUUUAUAAUGUUAUCUCGUUGUGUAAUACAGUAUAAUGCAAUCUUUGGACGUUCAUUGGGUGCAACAGUAUUGAGGAGAUAUGCGACAGCAUUACCACAACAACAGCUCAAUGAAACGUUAUCAACAACAGCGCACUUGGAGAAUGCGCGUCCAUUUAAGGAGUUACCCGGACCAAGUAAAUAUGAAAUAAUUCGUGGAUUUAUGUUGGGAGGUGAAUUUUACAAAAAAACUUUUUCGGAGGCAAUCACACAACUCUCAGAGAAGUAUGGAAGAUUAUUUCAUUUCCCCGCCAUGUUUGGCAAACCAGAAAUGGUCAUUGCACUCAACCCAGCCGAUUAUCCUAUAAUAUUUCGCAAUGAAGGUGUGUGGCCCGAUCGACGCCCAUUCGACUCUUUUGCAUACCAUCGGGCAGUACAUAGGGCGGAUCUUUUUCAAGGCAUAAACGGACUUAUCACAACAUCUGGUGAGGUUUGGGCGAAAAUGCGCACUGCGGUUAAUCCAGUUUUAAUGCAACCUAGGAAUGCGCGACUAUAUCUGAACACGAUACUUGAAAUCAAUGAAGAAUUUCUGGAAAGAAUCCGUCACAUACGCGAUCCGGUUACGAACGAAAUGCCCGCUGACUUUCACGAUGAUCUUAAUCGUCUAACACUUGAAGGGAUCGUCGGUGUUGCGUUAAACACACGCUUGGGUAUGAUACACAAGAAUCGAGAUUCUCCAGAAUGUAAACUACUCUUGCAAUCGAUACGUGAUUUUUUUGACCUCUCGGAAGAUUUAGAAGUAAAACCCUCAAUUUGGAAGAUUGUGAAAACACCGAAAUUCUACAAGUUAAUGAAUACUUUGGAUGCGCUAGCAGAUUUGUGCAACAAGUAUAUUGAUGAGGCGCUGAAACAAAUUGAAAUGGAUAGCGAGGGCAAAUUCACAUCGGAGGUGGGUAAGGAAAAGAGCGUUUUGGAGAAACUUUUGCGCAUUGAUCGUCGCAUCGCCGCGGUAAUGGCUCUCGAUAUGAUGAUGGCUGGUGUUGAUACAACAAGUUCCACAUUAACGGGCAUACUAUUUUGCAUUGCCAAAAAUCCGGACAAACAGCAGAAACUAUUCGAGGAACUAAAAGCUAUAUUACCUAAUAAGGACUCCCGUUUGACUAUAGAGAAUAUGCAAAAUCUUCCCUAUCUGCGCGCCUGCAUUAAGGAAGGUAUGCGUUAUUAUCCGAUAAUUAUGGGUACGUUGCGUAGUUUACCCAACGAUGUUGUAUUGAGUGGUUAUCGUAUUCCUGCCAAACUUGAUAUUAUGGUCAGCUCGAAUUUGUUGUUACGCAAUGAGCAGUUUGUGAAGGAACCAAAUAAAUUUAUACCAGAACGUUGGCUGCGCAAUGACAACGAAGGCAAGAAAUAUCACAUCGAUAAUCCAUUCGUAUUUUUACCUUUCGGCUUCGGUCCGCGUAGUUGUGUGGGUAAACGUAUUGUGGACCUGGAAUUAGAGGUCACUUUGGUACGCUUAAUGCGUAAUUUUGUGAUCGAAUUCAAUUAUUCAACGGAUAAUGCUUUCAUACCGAAAAUUGUUAGCAUGCCCGGCAUUCCGUUGAAAUUCAAAUUCGAGGAAAGAAAUGAGUGAAACGAUUUACGUAUUUUAUAUUAUAUUUUAAUAAGUUAUGUUAGUAUGUGAAUUAUUGACAAAUAAUUAAAUAUUGUGUAAAAUAAACUUUCAAUUAGUGUAGUGGUAA